CCCGCGGCGGCGGCCGAGCCGGGGGCCGCCAGGAGGUCCUGGAUCCCCUGGAUGAAGAAGAAGGAGGCGGGCGGGCCGCCGGACAAGGCCCCGCCCCGGGUCAACGGGGGGCCGCUGUUCCCCGGUCACCAUGACGACCGUCUCCAGGACCUCGUCCCCGGACCGGAGCCCCGGCGCCCGCUCCCCGGUCUCCGUCCUCUUCGUCAGCGCCUCCCCGGUGCUGGAGGAGGCGUCCGGACCCCCGGAGCUCCAGGACGGGACCCCCGGCCGCAGCGUCUUCAGGCUGACCCCGGAGAAGCAGCCCGCCCCGGGCAGGAAGUCCAACAUCACCACCACCGAGGACAACCGGAUCCACAUCCACCUGGGCCCCGCGGGGCCGCGCCCGGGGGAGGGGCCCGGGGGGGCGGGGCUGAGCGUCCGGACACUGGGCGUGGCCGAGGGGAGGGAGACCUCCACGGGGACGGUCCUCCGGUCCCCUCGCCAGGCCGGCGCCACGGCGACGGGGAAGAUGACGAGCAGCAUCACCAUCACGCCCAUCACCUCGGCAACCUGCCGGCCCACGCAGCCGCCGGCCGGCGCCGCGUCCCGGAUCCCGAUGUCCAGGGGCCUGAAGACCUCCGCCUCCUCGUCCUCGUCCCGCCACACCCGGCCGACCUGA
Messenger RNA from Gadus macrocephalus (Pacific cod), 658 nucleotides. Its product is annotated as filamin-A-interacting protein 1-like. The transcript has 2 exons. NCBI's taxonomy places the organism in Eukaryota, Metazoa, Chordata, Actinopteri, Gadiformes, Gadidae. The coding region runs from base 131 to 658 and encodes 175 amino acids. The record is from RefSeq and is a predicted model, not a curated record.